This is a messenger RNA of Jatropha curcas, 3283 nucleotides long. RefSeq names its product putative inactive cadmium/zinc-transporting ATPase HMA3. Lineage: Eukaryota; Viridiplantae; Streptophyta; Magnoliopsida; Malpighiales; Euphorbiaceae. The record is from RefSeq and is a predicted model, not a curated record. Gene Ontology annotation, cellular component: membrane. Gene Ontology annotation, biological process: monoatomic cation transport; transmembrane transport. Gene Ontology annotation, molecular function: ATP hydrolysis activity; ATP binding; ATPase-coupled monoatomic cation transmembrane transporter activity.
UUUUUUUUUUUUGUUGGGGUAAACUUCAUUCCAUUCUUAAAAGCCAACCUCACCACUCUUCUUAUAUAGCUUCCCAAUGGCUUCCACAUUCUAUACCAUUCUCUAACAAACCUUAAACAAGUGUAGAAAGUUUUGAAGAAGAAAGACAAAAAUGGCUGCCCAAGACAAGAACAAGGCAGCCAAUAAUCACAAUAAAAAAUUUCAGAAAAGUUAUUUUGAUGUGUUAGGGCUUUGUUGCUCUUCAGAAGUUCCUUUGAUUGAGAAUAUUCUCAAGUCUCUUGACGGUGUCAAAGAGUACUCUGUUAUUGUUCCAACAAGAACUGUUGUUGUUGUUCAUGAUAAUCUCCUUCUAUCUCAGCUUCAAAUUGUUAAGGCUCUGAAUCAAGCAAGGCUAGAAGCAAAUGUGAGAGUACAUGGAGAUAUAAGUUAUCAGAAGAAAUGGCCAAGCCCUUUUGCUGUCGCUAGUGGUGUAUUGCUUCUGCUCUCGUUGUUGAAGUAUGUGUAUCAUCCUUUACAUUGGCUUGCUCUUGGAGCUGUGGCCGUUGGAAUCAUUCCUAUCUUCUUGAAAGCAAUUGCUUCGAUAAGAAAUUUUAGACUUGAUACCAACAUUCUUGUUCUCAUUGCAGUGAUAGGGACAGUGGCUUUGAAGGAUUAUGCGGAAGCAGGAACAAUUGUCUUUCUGUUUACCAUUGCUGAAUGGCUCGAGUCAAGGGCAGGCCACAAGGCUAAUGCUGUUAUGUCAUCGUUGAUGAACAUAGCUCCUCAAAAAGCAGUAAUAGCUGAAACAGGGGAAGAAGUAGAUGUUGAUGAGGUUAAGUUAAACACUAUCGUUGCAGUGAAAGCUGGCGAAAUUAUACCCAUUGAUGGGGUAGUUGUAGAUGGAAAUUCUGAAGUAGAUGAAAAAACCUUAACAGGAGAAUCAUUUCCAGUUCCUAAACUCAAAGAUUCUACUGUUUGGGCUGGUACCAUCAACCUUAACGGUUACGUGAAUGUUAAAACUACAGCUUUAGCUGAAGAUUGUGUAGUAGCUAAAAUGGCAAAGCUAGUAGAAGAAGCUCAAAAUAGCAAAUCUACUACUCAAAGAUUCAUAGAUAAAAUUGCUCAGUAUUAUACUCCAGCGGUAAUAAUUAUAUCAGCUAGCUUGGCAGGUGUUCCUCUGGCAUUUAGGGUUGAUAACCUUAAGCAUUGGCUUCAUUUAGCUUUAGUUGUUUUAGUAAGUGCGUGUCCAUGUGCUCUCAUCCUCUCCACACCAGUCGCAACCUUCUGCGCCCUAACAAAAGCCGCAACCUCUGGUGUUUUGAUCAAAGGCGGGGAUUAUCUUGAAACUCUUUCCAAAAUCAAGGUUGUGGCUUUUGACAAGACUGGUACUAUCACCAGAGGUGAAUUUGUGGUCGUAGAAUUCCAAUCGCUUUGUCAAGAUAUAAGCAUUGACACAUUGCUUUACUGGGUGUCAUGCAUUGAGAGUAAAUCAAGUCAUCCGAUGGCAGCUGCUCUUGUUGACUAUGGAAGAAGUCUUUCGGUAGAGCCACGUCCUGAGAAUGUGGAAGAAUUUCAAAAUUUUCCUGGAGAAGGAAUUCAUGGAAAGAUUGAUGGGAAAGAAAUUUAUAUUGGAAACCGAAAGAUGGGUAUCAGAGCUGGCUGUGAAAGAAUUCCUCUGGUAGAAAUGGAUACAAAGAGUGGGAAGACUAUUGGAUAUGUUUACUCAGGAGCCACUCCUGCUGGAGUUUUCAGCCUCUCCGAUGCUUGUAGGACUGGUGUUGCAGAGGCGAUCGCAGAGCUUAAGUCACUGAGAAUUAAAACCGCUAUGCUUACAGGAGAUGGUCAAGCAGCAGCAAUGCAUGCUCAACAACAGCUAGGAAAUGCUCUUGAAAUAGUCCAUGCAGAACUCCUACCAGAAGACAAGGCAAGAAUUAUUGAAGCAUUUAAAAAGGAAGGGAAAACAGCAAUGAUAGGAGAUGGACUAAAUGAUGCUCCUGCAUUGGCUACAGCUGAUAUUGGUAUCUCUAUGGGAAUUUCAGGUUCAGCACUGGCAACAGAGACAGCACAUGUAAUUCUUAUGUCAAAUGACAUUAGAAAAGUGCCAAAAGCAAUUCAGCUAGCGAAAAAAGCUCAUAAGACAGUAAUUCAAAAUGUCAUUCUGUCGAUAUCAACAAAAUCUGCUAUCCUUGCCUUAGCCUUCGCUGGUCAUCCACUUAUUUGGGCUGCUGUUCUUGCUGAUGUUGGUACUUGUCUGCUAGUCAUUCUCAACAGCAUGUUACUUUUACGCGAAACGCAUAAGAAACACAGAGGAAAAUGCUGCAACUCAAAAUCUGCAGAAAAGAUCAAGAAAUGUGACAGUCACCACUCGUCUCAUCAUCAUAAGCAAUGUUGUGAGCAAAAUGUUGAAAGAGCAUGUACAACUCAUAAAUCUCAAAGAGGAAAAUGCUGCAAGUCGACAUCUGCAGAAAAAAUAAAGAAAUGUGACAGUAAUAUCAAGCGUUGCUGUGACAAGAAGGUGGAGAAGCAAUGUAGGCCAAGCUGUGCUUCAAAAUGUGAGCCUAAUGCAAACAAUAAGUGCACAGAUUCAGCUGAAUUGAAGCAUUGUAAUCAUUCGGUUUCUUUAGAAUCGAAAAAUCAGCAGAAACAUUCUUGCUCAGGCUUAAGCACCAGAGAGAAAUGCACAAAUUCAGUACAAAAGGAAGGCAAAUGUAAUGAAGGAGAGCAUUCUCCCCCCAGUCAUUGCAUAUCUAACCAUUCAAACCAUUCUACUGAUAUGGAACCAAUCACUCUAAAGAACAGCAAAAAUGGUCAUUGCCAUGAUCAUCAUUGUGGUAAAGACCAUGCUAAUAUUCAUGUUGAGGUUGAUUCUUUAGAAAACAUUGUUGAUUCGGGUUUUACUACUCCUCGGCCCAACCAACAAAAGCCAAAUUAUUGCUCUACUAGUCAAAUGGCAGCUGUGCAUGUUUGUAUGAGCUUAGAGAAGAGAGAAAUGGGCGGUUGUUGCAAAAGCUAUAUGAAGGAAUGUUGUGAUAAGCAUGGACAAUUUGCAAGUGGCUUGGGUGGAAGCUUGUCUGAAAUUAUCAUAGAGUAGAUAUAUAUAUAUAUAUAUAUAGCCAGCUUCAAAAGAUCUUCAGAAGGUUAUUUUCAUAGUUGAUAAGAAGAUAGGAAAUUUUUGUGAAGUGCAAAUGGGAUGACCUGAUUAAGAAUAAUCAAUGAAUCAAAUGGAGACAUUUGCAUUAACAUUACAAAUGUAUAUAUACUUGUAUUCAAUCAAAUAUUAUAGAGUUUGUGUUUCCUUAAUUUU